CAUAACAAAAUGGCAGCUAAAGGUCCUGGAAAAGACUAUCAACCAGUGAAGAGGAAGUACCACUCCACUGUACGGGUAGGAGACUACCUGUAUAUGUGGGGUGGGACCCAGCCUGAUCUCCCUAAAGUACAUAAUAAUGAAAAGAAGAAAUCAAUGUGUUCUGUGAUGGAGGUGUACCACUUGGUGACUGGUAGGUGGGAGCAGAAACCCACCACUGGUAAUCCUCCACUGGGUUUUAAGAGCUAUGCAGCUGCUGCCAUUGGAAAUGAAAUAUUUUAUUUUGGAGGAGAAUGUGGUCAUGAUGACUGUUAUCAUAAUAGUUUAUACAGGUAAACA
Messenger RNA from Amphimedon queenslandica, 336 nucleotides. RefSeq names its product kelch domain-containing protein 3-like. Lineage: Eukaryota; Metazoa; Porifera; Demospongiae; Haplosclerida; Niphatidae. The record is from RefSeq and is a predicted model, not a curated record. Bases 10 to 333 code for a protein of 107 amino acids. Gene Ontology annotation, molecular function: protein binding. The transcript has 2 exons.